Centrocercus urophasianus (Greater sage-grouse) is the source of this 3742-nucleotide messenger RNA. Its product is annotated as UDP-glucuronosyltransferase 1-6-like. The transcript has a single exon. The record is from RefSeq and is a predicted model, not a curated record. Bases 1885 to 2760 code for a protein of 291 amino acids. Gene Ontology annotation, molecular function: UDP-glycosyltransferase activity. NCBI's taxonomy places the organism in Eukaryota, Metazoa, Chordata, Aves, Galliformes, Phasianidae.
GAUACUAUUGACCCUGCAAAAGAGUCUGUCCCCUUCUUUCUUAUAGCCCCCCUUUAUAUACUGAAAGGCCUCUCUUAGGUCUCCCCAGACCCUUCUCUUCUCUGUGCUGAACAGCUCCAGGUCUCUCAGCCUGUCCUUGCUGGGAGAUGUUCCAUCCCUGAAUUAUUUUUGUGGCCCUUCUCUGGACGCUCUCCAACAAAUCUAUGUCUCUCCUGAACUGAGGACUGCACAUCUGGAUGCAGUAUUCCAGGUGAGACCUCACCAAUGCUGGGUGGAGAGACUGAAUCACCUCCCUGGACCUGCAAAUCUAUGAAUUCCCACAUUUUCUGUGUGUGCACUUCAGAAAACUGACUCCCACCUCUCAACACCCCAUAUUCAUCCCUCUCUGGGUAUUGGUUAUUUAUAAUGUAGUUGCUUACAUUACUGCCUGUGUGUGGCCGGGAGCUUAGAGGCUUAGUUUGUUCGUUGAAGUUUUCUCUGUGUUAUCAGUGGGACUAGUAAAAGAUAUCCAAGACUGCUGUGUUGUGCCCAUGAAGGUAUUUGCUAGCUUCCUUUCCAUUCACCUGCCCUGAACCCAUCAUUUAGUUGUUGCUGUGUUUUUUGUUUCUGUCUGGUAGCAUGGCUUUUUUCUUCUCUUUCCUUCUCUUCUUCAGAUUUGGAAUUGCAUGGUACUUUCUGGUGUUCAUGAUAGGACACACAGUUUUGACUACUUGGAGGAGCUGUGAAUUAAACGUCAGCCUUCUACAUACUGAUUAGGCACUUUUCAGUUACACCAACCCAUAAAAGAAAUGGAAUUGGAAUUUCCACUCUCUCUCAUGAGCAUAUUUUAAAGGUUUCCUUUAGAAAGUACAAAGACUUUCAUAGUGGUAGAUGCCUCCAGUGUUAUUAAGAGAUGAUGCAGAAUUAUAAAAUAGUUUGAGUUGGAAGGGACCUUAAAGCCCAUCCCCUUUGAAUCCCUGCUAUGGGAAAGGACACCUCCCACAGACCAGGCUGCCCAAAGCACUAUCCAGCCUGGCCUUGAGCAUUGCCAGGGGUAGGGUAUCCACAGCCUGUGCCAGGACCUCACCACUCUCGUAGUAAAGAAUUUGUUCCUUGUAUCUAAUCUAAAUUAAAUUUCUUACAGUUUAAAACCAUUGUCCUCAUCCCGUAUACUACACCCUUUGAUAACAAGUCCCUCCCCAGCUUUCCUGUGGCCCCCUUUAAGCAUGAAAAAGCCACAGUGAGGUCUUGCUGGAUUUCUUUCUUCUCCAGGUUGAACAAGCCCAGCCCUCUCCAACCUGUACUCAUGUUUAGGAUUGCCCCAUGCCAGGUGCAGGACUUUGCACCUGGUCUUGUUGAACUUCAUGACAUUAUCAUGGGCCCCCCUCUCAAGCUUGUCCAGGUCUCUCUGGAUGGCAAGCCCUUCCCUCCAGCAUGUCAGUCCCAAUACAGACCCCUGAGGGCAGCACUUGUCACUGGUUUCCACCUGGACAUCAAACCAUUGAAUGCAACUCUUUGAAUAUAACUGUCCAGCCAAUACCUUAUCCGUUGAAUGGUUCACCCAUCAAAUACACAUAUUUUCAUUUUAUAGGCAAGACUGCUGUCCCAGGCCUUGCUAGUUACACAAUGAAAGAGCAUGCUGACCUGCUUCUAAGGUUAAUGAUUAAAUAAAUUAAAAGUACAAAGGGGGACAGCUUUUUUCAAGAACUCUGUACUUCUUUCCCUGUUAUAUACACAGUUGUCAUCAAUUGUUGAACAAUUACCUCAAAAUUUUGGUAAGUUAAAUAUUUCUUUCUGUAGUCAAUAAUUAUUUUCCUGUGGGUAAGUUAAGCUUACACAGACCUUCAUAUAAAGGACUGUGGUGGGUGUCUCCAGAGCAGAACUCUACAGCUUACUUUCAGUGAAAUGGCUCUUCAAUUUCUGUGUUUUUACCAACGUACUGGGAUAUUUUUUCUUCUUCUAUCAUCUUUAAUCUUUGCGGAAUGUGGGAAGAUCCUGGUGAUACCUCAGGAUGGAAGUCAUUGGCUCAGUAUGCGACCAGUAGUAGGAAAACUCCAGCAAAAUGGACAUGAUGUUGUUGUGGUUGUACCGUCAUCAAGUUUUUUUAUGAAGACAAAGGAACAUCAAAAUUAUACAGUGAAAGUAUAUCCAACACCUUAUACAGAUGAGCAUUUACAUGGCGUGCUCAAGUCAUUUGUUAAUGAUCAUCUUACUGAGCAAUCUACAUUGAAAGCAAUCAUCACAAUGUAUCACAGCAUUGUAGAAGCUUUCAGGUUUUUUUUCACCACAUGUCAGAGCCUCUUGCACAACAAAGAAAUGAUGCAGUAUUUGAGAAAGAGCAAAUUUGACAUCGUUUUCACAGAUCCAAUUCUGAUGUGUGGACCAAUACUUGCUGAUUAUCUUUCAGUUCCUUCUGUCUACUUCUUGCGAGGAUUUCCUUGCGGUAUGGAUUCAAAAGCUACCCAGUGUCCAAGCCCUCCUUCUUAUGUUCCCAGGCUCUUCCUAAAUAAUUCCGAUAGCAUGACAUUUGCUCAGCGUGUGAAAAACAUGCUGGUCAAUAUACUGGAGCUUGUUUACUGUCAGCCUUUAUUCACUCUAUUUGAAGAACUUGCGUAUGAGAUUUUGCAAAAGAAAGUGACUGCUACAGACCUUCUAAGCCAUGGAUCUGUCUGGCUCAUGAGAUAUGAUUUUGCCUUUGAAUUUCCAAGACCAAUAAUGCCAAACAUGGUUUUUAUUGGAGGGAUAAACUGUGCUCAGAAGAACAAGCUGUCUCAGGUAUAGAACUUUAUUUUAUUUGUAUUGAAAACCAAGAACAAAAGUAUGUAAGUAUCUCACAUUGAAACUUCACUAAAAACACCUUCUUAUUUAAAAAUAGAAAGCUCAAAAAUCCUGCAAGAUUCAUAAAUAUUAUUUGCCAGUACCCAGCAUUCUGAUUAAAUCAUAUCCUGGCAAUCCUAAAGUCUUAUCAAAUAAGAAAACUUAAGUUACAUGUAAACAGUAUGCAAAUGAUGAACUGUUUUUUUGAAUUGAAGCUCAUCUGGAUUUUGGCAAGUGGCAGGCAUUUCUCUCCUAAAGAAGUUGGUAGCUUCUAUUUUAUCUAAGUUUCUAAUGCUACAUCCGCCUGCAGAAGAGCAGGCACCACAAUCAUAUUGCUACAUAGCUCUGAAAGAGUAGCCUGAGGAACACACAUAGACACUGUCUGGUCUUUGUCUGCUCUACAGUGUUCAGGACUGUCCAUCUGGACACAUCAGGCACUUGCUGCCAUGCCAGGAGCAUUCAAUCCACCUGCUUUGGUGGCUAUGGGAGCUAUGGACUCUAGGUGUUGCCAUCUAACUGUACUGACAGUCAUGAAAAGCUUGCAGGAUAAAGGGCACCCAAUUACUGUUGUUGAAGGCAGCUUUGGCAUCAGUGUUGAAGAUUGGCAUGGGCAUUUCUGUGCAUGUGCAUCUAUAUAUCCAUUCUCCUUUUUCAUUCUUGAAGGUUAUAGGACUAACAUUUUUGCCAUUUGUCAAUUGUAUUUCUGUCCAUUCAGUCAGGUAGAUUGAAUUACCUCUUUCUCUUUAUGUCAAGGUGUUAAUAUAAACUGAAAAAGAAAUAAAACGCACAUGAGGGUUAAAAUUUGGAAAAAGUAGCAAAUAUAUAAGCUGCAGCCAAAUCUAAACCCCAGAAGAAAGCCUUUCAAAAAUACAUCCUCUUGUUCUUUUUAAGUUAUUUAAUUAGAUUCUAGGCAUGGAUGUCUUCUAUAAAUUCCCAUACAGGUUUU